GUUUUCCCGUAUAGAUGGUGAUGAUAUCAACACGUUAGACGACGCCGGUAGUAUACCUCAUGCAAAUUGCGAUUCGAUUUCGUUAUUACCGUUUAUAAACAAUCAUGGGAGAGGAUAUACAGAAACAUUCAGUGCAUACGCUAGUGUUUCGUUCAUUGAAGAGAACCCACGACAUGUUUCUGUCAGAAGAAGGUGGUCUACCUCCUCUCGACCCCAAAGCAGUGUCUGCGUGGAGGUCAUCAAAAGCUAAAGACACAUAUGGCCCCAUUGUAGAGCUGGUCACGAAACAACAGGAGAUAGCUAGAAAGACUGGUCUUCCAACAAAUUACCCUGGAGGACCUCUUGCAUUAACAAACAAAUCAGAGCAAGAUGGAGAGGCAACCCAAUCAUUGGCUCUUAUACCUUCUGGAACUCCUAGCCACCAGUUGCCACAAGCUUCUGCAAAUAUAUCAGCCGUUGGAAUCCCAGGUUAUGCCACAGGUGGCCCGACGAACAACAGCACACAGUCACUGGUUACCCGUAAAGCUCCUACUAUGCCUAAGCCACAGUGGCAUCCACCCUGGAAACUCUGUCGAGUUAUCAGUGGCCACAUUGGUUGGGUAAGAUGUGUUGCUGUUGACCCCACUAAUGAAUGGUUUUGCACAGGAUCUGCAGACAGAGUUAUUAAGAUUUGGGAUUUAGCUACUGGUAAACUAAAACUUUCCCUAACGGGUCACGUUAGUACCGUCCGUGCCCUUCAAGUCAGCCCUAGACAUCCCUACCUCUUCAGUGCCGGUGAAGAUCGGCAGGUGAAAUGCUGGGAUCUUGAAUACAACAAAGUUAUUCGACAUUAUCACGGCCACUUAAGCGCUGUCUACAGUAUGGCCCUGCAUCCGACAAUUGAUGUUCUAGUAACUUGCGGUCGUGAUUCAACUGCCAGGGUUUGGGAUAUGAGAACAAAAGCAAACAUCCACACUCUAACUGGUCAUACCAAUACCGUAGCCUCAGUUGUUUGUCAAGCAGCAGAGCCUCAGAUUAUUACUAGCAGCCAUGAUAGCACUAUUCGACUGUGGGAUUUGGCGGCUGGCAAGUCUAUGGCCACCUUAACGAAUCACAAAAAAAGUGUCCGAGCAGUGGCUAUGCACCCCAACUUGUACAUGUUCGCCUCUGCCUCUCCCGACAACAUAAAGCAGUGGAAGUGUCCGGAAGGCAAAUUCAUUCAGAAUCUUUCGGGUCACAAUGCCAUCCUCAACUGCCUUGCUAUCAAUGCCGACAACGUCAUGGUAUCGGGAGCUGAUAACGGAUCAAUGCAUUUUUGGGAUUUCAAGACUGGCUACAACUUCCAGCGUACUCAGGCUCCUGUGCAACCUGGUUCGAUGGACAGCGAAGCAGGAGUGUUCGCCAUGACAUUCGACCACAGUGGCUCUCGUCUCAUCACGACCGAGGCAGAUAAAACGAUCAAGAUCUAUAAAGAAGACGACGAAGCCAAUGAAGAGACUCACCCCAUCAACUGGAAACCCGACUUGUUGAAACGGCGUCGUUACUGAUCCGUUUUUGUCUGUCCCGUACAAUAAAUUGAUUUUUUAAGCUA
Daphnia carinata is the source of this 1570-nucleotide messenger RNA. RefSeq names its product pleiotropic regulator 1-like (gene Tango4). Lineage: Eukaryota; Metazoa; Arthropoda; Branchiopoda; Diplostraca; Daphniidae. Gene Ontology annotation, cellular component: catalytic step 2 spliceosome; precatalytic spliceosome; Prp19 complex. The transcript is spliced from 10 exons. The record is from RefSeq and is a predicted model, not a curated record. Gene Ontology annotation, biological process: mRNA splicing, via spliceosome. The coding region runs from base 105 to 1526 and encodes 473 amino acids. Gene Ontology annotation, molecular function: protein binding.